Messenger RNA from Drosophila navojoa, 2375 nucleotides. RefSeq names its product M13 family metallopeptidase neprilysin 2 (gene Nep2). The record is from RefSeq and is a predicted model, not a curated record. Gene Ontology annotation, cellular component: plasma membrane. Gene Ontology annotation, molecular function: metalloendopeptidase activity. Gene Ontology annotation, biological process: protein processing. NCBI's taxonomy places the organism in Eukaryota, Metazoa, Arthropoda, Insecta, Diptera, Drosophilidae.
AGCUUUUUAAUUAAGAUGAAUCCCAGCUGGUGGCGACGACGCACCAAGCUGGAGCGUGGCCUGCUCGUUUUGAGUAGUAUUCUGUUCCUAGUUGCAGCAAGUAGCUUCGGUCUUUGGGCAUUCGAUGUACUCAGAGCAGAAGGCGCUGGCACAGACCCUGAUCUGGCGGAGGCUCCACCACAAGCAACUGCAUUGCAUGGCGAUAGCACCACUAUGAACAAGGUACCCGGCAUGGAGAACAAGGAAAAGCCAGCGGGGGAGAAUGUUUGCCUGACCAAAGAGUGCAUACACACUGCAUCCACGGUGCUGCGUAAGAUCAAGCCCGAAGUGGAGCCUUGCGAUAAUUUCUAUGAGUUUGCUUGCGGUAGCUAUAUCGAGGAGGAGAACAUUCCUGAUGACAAGGUCUCAAUCAGUACAUUCUCUGUUAUCUCGGACAAGCUGCAGGAGCAGCUUAAGGACAUCAUCACCGCUGAGCGACCAGCCACAGACUUCAAGCAUUUCCGGUUGCCCAACCUGCUCUAUAAGGCCUGCAUGAACAAGACGCUCAUUGAAUCAUUGGGUGCCACGCCCAUAGCCAAAAUAGCCAAGUCCUUAGGCGGCUGGCCAUUGAUUGAGGGGGAUAGCUGGAAUAAGGAUGACACCUGGACCUGGCAGGAGCAGGUGAAGAAAUUCCGCAAGGCGGGCUUUAGCAUGGACUACAUCAUUGACUUCUCCAUUGGAGUGGAUCUCCAGAACAGCACGAAACGUAUUAUGGACCUGGAUCAGUCAGCGCUAGCUCUGAGUCGCGAAUACCUGGUUAAAGGCAUGAAUGAGACACUGGUUCAAGCCUACUAUGACUACAUGGUGGAUAUUGCGGUGCUCUUUGGUGCGGAUAAGGAUCAGGCUAAGGAACAGCUUCUGCAGUCUCUCGAAUUCGAAAUGGCAUUAGCUAACAUUUCCCUGCCCAAUGAGAAGCGCCGCAACUCCUCGGAGUUGUUUAAUCCUCGCACCACACAACAACUGCAGGCAGCUUAUCCAUACGUUCAGUGGGUAGAUUAUAUGAACGCGUUGUUGCCCGAUGGGCUGUCCGUGCAGGAUGAUGAGAUUAUCAAUUUGACCGUGCCAUCAUUCUUCGAAGAGCUGGGAAAACUACUGGCCAAAACACCAAAUCGUGUAAUUGCCAACUACAUGAUGUGGCGCAUACACGGCUUUUCAAUUGGCUUUCUGAGCGAGGAAUUCAGAAAACGCCAGCUGCAAUAUAUAACCGCUCUAUCCGGUCGCCAGGAGCAGGAGGCACGCUGGAAGGAAUGUGUUGAUAUUGCCUCCGGCAGUGAACGGAACGAUCUCGAAUCAGAUGUUGAUAGCCUCGGAAUAUCGGUUGGUUCUCUCUAUGUACGCAAACACUUCAAUCAGGACUCGAAAGCGAACGCCUUGGAAAUGGUUAACGAUAUACGCAUGGUAUUCAGCGAUAUUUUAGAUGAGGUUAACUGGAUGGACGAGAAAACCAAGAAAGAGGCCAAGCUGAAGUUGCACAGCAUGGCCACCCACAUAGGCUACCCUGAUGAGAUGCUGGACAACGAAAAACUGGCCAAAUACUUCGAGAAACUUGACAUCAACCCUGAUGCAUAUUUCGAAUCGUUUUUGAACAUGAACAUCUUCGGGACUGACUAUUCCUUUAACAAGCUGCGUCAGCCAGUUAACAAAACAGAGUGGGUGCGUCAUGCCCGCCCAGCUGUUGUGAAUGCCUUCUAUUCGUCGUUGGAGAACAGCAUACAGUUCCCGGCUGGCAUACUGCAGGGUCACUUCUUUAAUGCCCAGCGACCCAAGUAUAUGAAUUUCGGAGCAAUUGGCUAUGUCAUUGGCCACGAAAUCACUCAUGGAUUCGAUGAUCAGGGUCGCCAGUUCGACGUGAAGGGCAAUUUGCGUGACUGGUGGCAGCCGGACACUCAGAAGGCCUAUCUGAAGAAAGCCCAAUGCAUUAUUGAUCAGUACGGCAACUAUACAGAGCGAGCGACGGGCUUGAAUUUAAAUGGAAUAAAUACACAGGGUGAAAAUAUAGCCGAUAAUGGUGGAGUAAAAGAGUCCUACAUCGCAUAUAAGCGCUGGGUAGAGAAGCACGGUGAGGAACCAAAACUCCCCGGCUUGGACUACACGCCACAGCAAAUGUUCUGGAUCUCAGCAGGUCAAACCUGGUGUGCUAAAUAUCGUAAAGAAUCUCUAAAAAUGAGAAUCACAACAGGUGUGCACUCACCGUCGGAAUUCCGUGUACUCGGUUCGCUGAGCAAUAUGAAGGACUUCGCCAAGGACUUUCAAUGCCCUGAGGGCUCGCCGAUGAAUCCUGUGCAAAAAUGUGAAGUGUGGUAGAAACUACCAAUAGAUUGAUUGUAUUCCCAUUA